This is a messenger RNA of Diabrotica balteata, 637 nucleotides long. The record is from the annotation of a GenBank genome assembly. Lineage: Eukaryota; Metazoa; Arthropoda; Insecta; Coleoptera; Chrysomelidae.
CGAUGAUGCCACCAAAUAAACCAAAAUUGUAUAAAAACACUGGUAAGGCUAGCCCAAAGGCGCAAAAACCGGUGCAAAAUAACAUUCCGAUUACCCAACCUAGCACGUCAACAACAACUACUGAAAUGCCUAAUCAAGAACAAUAUGAAGUAGAGCUGUACUGGUGUAUACAACAACUACAAAAGGCAUUAGGAUCUGGUAAAUUAAAUAAUAAACAAGUUCAAGAUAAUACAAAAGCACUGAAUAUAUUGAUGAGCAACACUGCACCACUAGCUAGGAAAAGGCAAGUUAUGAGACUAUCGUUUGGGGACUACAGGCAAAAAAUGGCUGCAGAGGAGAAAAAGUUAUCCAAAAAUGCAGCUAAUAUGAAACUGCAGCCUGCUACAACUAACAAGAAAACAGUGUUUUUAAAGAAAAGUUUAUUUUCUUCCAAUGUAGAAAAUAGUUUUAAGUUUAACUUUAGUAUAAAUGAAAAUGAUACUGAAGAAACAGUAACUGUUAGUGAUAACCAAGAACAAAAUAGUGUUAAUUCAGAACCUUUUCAUUUUACACCAUCAAAUAAUUGCUUUAGGUUUAAUUUUGAUAUUGAAAGUGAACCAUGUGAUAAAACUGAAUAAAAAUGAAUGUUUUGUGAAAA